CGUAACACGUGACUACCAAACGCGUUAGAUAGAAAAGGUUAUGUAGCCUCGUGUUUGUUUUUGACGUGCAUUCUUAUGUCUUUUUUUAAGUGUAUUUUAAUGUGCUUUUAUUCAAUUGUCUACUCUUUUUUGUUGUAUAAUAUCGAACAAUGACCGUACAAGAAAUGGAUAUUUGUUUAAACAUCUCAACAGAUCCUGGAGUUGGUUUACCUAAAAAUAAAAAGAAGAAACCUAAAAACUUUGUUAAAAGAUUGACGAAAGAAUCGGUAGGUAAAAAAGAAAGUAAAACGAGCAGUGAAUCGAACAAUAUUUUGUCUAAUCAAAGUGGAGGAAUUAAAAGAGUUAAACAAAAAGCAUUGGCAACUAUAGUUGCCAAGAAAUUACAACAAAGUAAUAGUAUCAAUAAUUCUCAGAAUACACAAAAAUUAUCUAAUUCUCAGUUUAAGUUAAAAAAUAAAAGCAAUGCGCUUACAACUGCAACAAAUAAAUUAGAUAAAAUACCUUCCGCUACAAAUACACAGAGUACAGAUUCUGCUAAGAUUGUAACGGAGACAAAUAAUGCUUCUAAUGAGCCAGUCAUAUCGUUUGUUAAAGUUCCCAAAAAAUCACUUAAUAAAACAGUCAUCGCAAAGAAAAGAAAUGUAAGCGAAGCUAGUUCAAAAAAGUCUUUAUCUGAAAUAUUUUCCAAUCAGGUAACAAAAAAGAAUAUAGAAUCAGAUUUGUCAGAUGUAACUUUAAAUGUUAAAACAGAUGACAAUGAUAUGACUCAGACAGCGCAUGAGAAAUCUACUAUAGAACAGUUUCCUAAAAAAUUUGAUCGGAUAAAGCAAUCAAGGAAGUUAGAUACAAAUUUAAACAGUAGGAAAAAGAAUCAAUUUAAGGGUAUUAUAGAUCAUAAAGGAGAAAAAAAUGAAUCUUCCAAUAAAACUUAUCAAAGUUAUAAGAAUCAAACUGGGAAAAGCUCUUCUUUAUUUAAAAAUAAUCCAGAAGUUCCAAAUAUUGGACAGAGACUUGUAAAACCGAUUAGUGAAACAGUUUUCACAAAAAUUAAUUUUUCGGAUCUCGACGUACAUCCUUUUAUGGUAUCAAAUUUAGAACAAAAUAUGAACAUUACUAAAAUGACUACUGUUCAACAAAUGGCGAUUCCUCAAAUAUUUUCUGGGAAAGAUGUUUUAAUCAGAUCUCAAACUGGAUCAGGGAAAACAUUAGCAUAUGCUAUACCAAUUAUUGAAUGCUUACAUAAAAUAAGACCCAAAUUAACAAGGAGUAGUGGUUUAAGCGCAUUAGUCGUUGUACCUACAAGAGAAUUAGCUUUACAAACUUAUGAGUGCUUUUUGAAAUUAAGAAAACCAUUUACAUGGAUUGUGCCAGGUUAUUUAGUUGGUGGAGAAAAAAGAAAAGCAGAAAAAGCUAGAUUAAGGAAAGGUUGUAAUAUUUUAGUCGGUACUCCUGGUAGAUUAUUAGAUCAUAUUAGACAUACAGAAGCUUUAAAAUUAGUUGAUGUUAAACAUUUUGUAUUGGAUGAAGCUGAUAGAAUGUUAGAUGCCGGAUACGAGAAAGAUAUUGCAGGCAUAGUCGACGCUCUUAAAGGAACUAAUAUUACAUCAGAUAAUUCAAAUUAUAAUCCUAUGGAAAUGUUAAAACAAAAUAGUAGAAAAGUUUUCACAGAUGAAGAAACAACUCUUCCAGAAGAAAAUAAUAAAAAAGAACAAAGUUCUAAUGAUAAUGAGGAGACAUCAAAGUUUGAAAAUAAUACAAAUAAUGAUAAAGAUAAUAUAAAAGAUUUAACUAGACAAGCAUAUCACUCGAACAGUGAAAGUGAGUCUGAAGAAGAUGAUUUUCCUGUAAAGAUAAAGAAAAAAAAAGAGAAAAAAUCUUGUAUAAAACCUAUAGAAGAAAAAGAAGAAAAUUUAAAAGCAUCUAAAGAUCUCAUGCAAACUCUGCCAAAAAGACAAACAAUUCUUUUAUCCGCAACAUUAACUCAAGCAGUGGAAAAAUUAGCUGGAUUAGCUAUGCAUAAUCCAGUAUUUGUUGAUGCAGCGAAAGAAAAUCUAGUAACAUUUGGUGGAGAUGAAGAUCAGAUUAAUGAAGACUAUGCAGUCCCUCAAAGCGUGCGUCAAAGUUAUGUAGUAACUCCACCGAAAUUGCGAAUGGUCACUUUGAGUGCUUACAUUGUCGAUAGAUGCAAGCAAUCUGGGCACAGUAAAAUGUUAAUUUUCAUGGCGACGCAAGACAUGGUAGAUUAUUAUACUGAAAUUUUAUCAGUUAUAUUAACUAAAUCGACUGAUGAGGAAGACGAAGAAUCCGACCCUCUUGUAGAUGUAGAAUUUUUAAAAUUACACGGUAGCAUGAGUCAAAAGGAAAGGACGGAAGUUUUUAAAAACUUUAGACUAGCAAAUAGCAGUGUUCUACUAUGCACGGACGUCGCAGCACGUGGAUUGGAUUUGCCGAAGGUGGAUUGCGUUGUACAAUACACGGGACCACUUUCAACUAGGGAUUACGUGCAUCGAAUUGGUCGUACGGCACGUGCUGGUACUUCCGGAUCGGCCAUCAUUUUCCUUACACCGCCGGAAGUUGAAUUCGUGCGAAUGCUCGAAUCCAAAAGAAUUCGGAUUAAUCAGGUAGACAUGGACAAGAUAUUGGGCAAGUUGAUGGGACCAUUAUCCAAGUAUCGUUCAGUUCAGGAGGCUGCUAUUGUUCUUCAGAGAGAAUUCGAAGCUUUACUUUUGGAGGACAAGAAACUUCAUGGGAAAGCGUGCAAAGCAUACGUUUCCUGGAUGCGUUUUUAUUCGUCGUAUCCGCACGACAUGCGAGAAAUAUUCAAUCGAAAGGAAUUACAUUUGGGCCAUUAUGCGAAAAGUUUUGGCUUAAGUGAUAGACCUCAACAAAUCGGUGGAAUCGGAAAGAAAUUGUGCGAACAGGAAACCAAAGUUCAACCCAACAAUAGACUUACCAUCGAUCGGCCUGAUCGGAAGACUCAAGGGAAACAAGAUGGCGUCCACCGUAAUACAGGAAUUUUGAAGAAAGUUAGGAUGUUGAACGUGUCCGAAUACGACAGUGGUUUACCAGCUCUAAAAAAACCGAAGAAAAUUUAAAUCUUAACAAUUUUUAUUAAACACACACAUGCACACACAUACAUAGACACAUAUAUAUAUUUCUAAGAAUGUUUAAAGAGAGUUUAAACAUUUGUACAACGAAGAUAAUCAUUUUGUUGUAUGAUAUAUCGAGUUAACGUAAUAUAAGUCAUAAGAGACUCUCUUCCGACGGUUUUCGCAUUAAGAGGAAAUUCAUUUAGACGAUGUAUCAAAAGCGGUGUGAGAAGGAGCCCUGUAGUAACAUUGUAAAUGAAUCGCUCCCCGAGGCAUUAAUUACAAAAAUAGAAUCUAUCAACGUGUUGUACCCUACUCGGCAAUAUGAUUACAACUUUAAGAGACUUCUAGUACUUUAACUCUAACACACACAUACACACGUAGGGUAGAGAAUAACGUAUAAUCAUAGGAGGACGAAAGUACGCGGCAUGGAAGAAUGGACGUUCUGAGAUAAGGACAGAGAAA
Messenger RNA from Polistes canadensis, 3554 nucleotides. RefSeq names its product probable ATP-dependent RNA helicase DDX31. The transcript has 9 exons. Gene Ontology annotation, biological process: ribosome biogenesis. Lineage: Eukaryota; Metazoa; Arthropoda; Insecta; Hymenoptera; Vespidae. Bases 150 to 3095 code for a protein of 981 amino acids. The record is from RefSeq and is a predicted model, not a curated record. Gene Ontology annotation, molecular function: nucleic acid binding; ATP binding; RNA helicase activity. Gene Ontology annotation, cellular component: nucleus.